This is a messenger RNA of Hyaloscypha bicolor E, 556 nucleotides long. RefSeq lists its product as uncharacterized. Lineage: Eukaryota; Fungi; Ascomycota; Leotiomycetes; Helotiales; Hyaloscyphaceae. The record is from RefSeq and is a predicted model, not a curated record. The coding region runs from base 1 to 417 and encodes 138 amino acids. The transcript has 2 exons.
AUGGGCGUGGCACUCUACUUCUCUUAUAUUUUCUUGCGGUGCUCGGUCUCACAAGAGGGGGCACAUCCUGAAGCAGACUGCCAUGUGCCUGGAACGCUGAAGAAAUUCAGUGUGCUAUGCGCGGAGGGCCCUGCAGCCCUCGGCAGCCCUGUCCUCAAACGGUUGCUGGCCCCUGAUCAGAUCAGAUCCGGAGAAGAGAAGAGGAGAGAAGAGGAGAGGAGAGAAGAGGAGAGGAGAGAAGAGGAGAGGAGAGAAGAGGAGAGGAGAGAAGAGGAGAGGAGAGAAGAGGAGAAGAGGAGAGAAGAGGAGAGGAGAGAAGAGGAGAGGAGAGAAGAGGAGAGGAGAGAAGAGGAGAGGAGAGAAGAGGAGAGGAGAGAAGAGGAGAGGAGAGAACGAGAAGUGCCGAUCUACGAAUAAGCUUUCUACCCUCAGCACUAAACCGCUUCCGGCGCACGAAGAUCGCCAAGUUGGACGGACCCUGAGAUGAGGUGAGCCUCCCUCCCUCCUCCCUCGGUUCAUCAAGGACUUUCCCUUCUCUGAUCCAAAACAUUUCCAC